AUGGCGCAAACAAAAGCCACGAAGAAGUUCGAGAAGAACCAUCUCAAGGACACAAUCAAGCGCCGCAAGGACUUUGCCAAAAUCAAGCAGCGCCAUCAACUCAACGCAAAGAGAAAGGCAAAGAGAGCCCAGGACAAUGAAGUUUCCACUCCACCACCCGAGGACACCAAGGCUCCCACCAAGGAUGGAAAGCAGGAUUUCGAGAGCAUGAACGUCGACGAUUUCUUCCAGGGAGGCUUCGAUGUGCCCGAGCUACCAGCAAAGAGCGACAAGUCACUCAAGAGGAAACGCGCCGCAAAGACCGACGACAACGAACCCCAACCAACACCCGCCGCCGAUGACGACGCAUCAGAUUCUGACUCCGAAGUCGACGACCCGGAAGCCUUCCAAGCACAACUCGAUGCCCUCGCCGCAAAAGACCCCGAGUUCCACAAGUACAUGCAAGAGAACGAGCCCGAGGCUUUGAACUUCGAGGACGCAGACCUGGGCGAGAUUGACGAGCUGAGCGGUGAUGACGAGGAUGAGAGGCCGUCAAAGAAGCAAAAGGGAGAAGGCAACGAGGUGACCAAGCAAAUGAUCGCAAAGUGGCAGAAGGCCAUGACAACACAACACUCUCUACGCGCUACCAAAGAGGUCGUUCUCGCCUUCCGUGCUGCGGCCCACGUUUCAGACGAGGAGGACAAGGUCUUCAAGUACUCCAUCUCAGACCCGCAAGCCUACCACGAGCUGUUGGUUGUUGCGCUCAAGCACCUGCCCGAGGUACUCGCACACCAUCUGCCCGUCAAAGAGAAGGCUGGCGGCAAAGUCACCUUCUCAACCGACUCGAAGAAAUUCCGCAACCUCAGCCCGCUGCUCAAGUCGCAUCUUACUUCGGUCCUGCAUUUGCUCGCCCAUCUGUCCGACCCCAACACCAUUCGCAUGACCCUCACCAACGUCCUUCCUCUCCUUCCCUACGUUCUGUCAUUCAAGAAGAUCAUUCGUGAUCUGACAAAGGCCGUCACUGGAGUCUGGUCCGAGUCUUCGAGUACAGAGGCCACCCGCAUCGCAGCCUUCCUUGUUCUUAGAAGAUUGGUCGUCAUUGGUGAUGCUGGUAUCAGGGAAGCCGUUCUCAAGACCUCAUACCAGGGUCUGAUCAAGGGCAGCCGCAACACCACCAUUCACACUAUCCAAGGCAUCAACCUCAUGAAGAACUCGGCUGCCGAGCUUUGGGGUAUUGAUUCGACAAUUGGCUACACAACUGGCUUCACCUUCAUCCGUCAACUGGCUAUCCACCUCCGCGGCAGCAUCACCAACAAGUCAAAGGACUCAUACAAGACUGUCUACAACUGGCAAUACGUUCACUCUCUUGAUUUCUGGUCGCGUGUCGUAGCAUCGCACUGUCAGUCGCUCGCUGAAGCAGAGAAGGGCGCUGCUUCUCCUCUGCGUCCUCUCAUCUACCCCAUUGUACAAGUCACUCUUGGUGCCAUGCGCCUCAUUCCUACAAGCACAUACUUCCCCCUCCGUUUCCACCUCAUUCGCAGUCUUCUCCGCAUCUCCCUUUCUACCGGAACCUACAUUUCCCUUGGAUCCGCUCUUUACGAGGUGCUGAACUCCGCCGAGAUGCGCAAGCCCCCGAAGGCCUCAACACUCAAGCCUCUCGACUUCUCAGUGGCUUUCAGAGCACCAAAGACUUACCUUCGCACACGUGUCUACCAGGACGGUGUCGGCGAGCAAGUCGUCGAGCUCCUGUCAGAGUUCUUUGUUCUCUGGGCCAAAUCUGUCGCCUUCCCUGAGCUCGCGCUACCUCUCGUCGUUCUAUUGAAACGCUGGCUGAAGGAGACCGGCAAGAACUCAAAGACACCGAACAACAACGCAAAGCUCACAUCGCAAAUGAUUUUGCUGGUUCAAAAGGUCGAUGCCAACAUUCGCUUUGUCGAGGAGAAGAGAGCCAAGGUCGACUUUGCACCCAACAACCGCAGCGAGGUGGAGAACUUCCUGAAGGAGACUGAAUGGCAAAAGACACCGCUGGGAGCAUUUGUCGUUGGUCAAAGAAAGAUCAGAGAGGAGAAGCAAAAGCUGAUGGAGGAGGCAAGAAAGGAGGAUGAGAAGAAGAGAGAAGAAGAGAAGGCCGAGAGAAUGGCCAAGGAUGGUGAAGACUUUGAUGAUGAGGAUGAGGCCAGUGGAGAUGAAGAUGAGUCCGAGGAUGAAGAGAUGGAAGUUGAUGGUGUCAGUGAUGAGGAGGACAGCGAGUAG
Messenger RNA from Aureobasidium melanogenum CBS 110374, 2232 nucleotides. RefSeq names its product Noc2-domain-containing protein. The transcript has a single exon. Gene Ontology annotation, cellular component: Noc2p-Noc3p complex; nucleoplasm; Noc1p-Noc2p complex. Gene Ontology annotation, biological process: ribosomal large subunit biogenesis. The record is from RefSeq and is a predicted model, not a curated record. Lineage: Eukaryota; Fungi; Ascomycota; Dothideomycetes; Dothideales; Saccotheciaceae. Bases 1 to 2232 code for a protein of 743 amino acids.